UUUGUAUUCGAAAUGUUAUUUCAAAUACCUAUUUUCUAUUUUAAAUAAAUGUACAAAAACCAUUUUGCAUUUUACAUUUUAAAUACAAUAUCUGAAUACAUUUUGUAUUUUCCAUUUUAAAUACUUAUUUAAAUGCAUUUUACCCACCUCUGGUGACCAGGAUACAGGUUCUGAAGGCAAUGUGGCAACAGGUUACUUGCUUUAGUUGUGUGUUUGUCGAUUUUAAUACUAAUCUUAUCUUCGUUUAUAUCAGACAUACUGCUGUGUGUUGUACUUAUAGGUAACGAGGAGACGUCACUAUCGCGAGAGGAAGUACCUGGGGAGGACGGCCAAUUGUUUGACUUCGGUCCACUGGAGGUGGAGUUUGUACUACUGAGGGGAGUGGAUGAAUAAGCAGACCAAAAGCUGGAGACGUUCAUGAGGACUCAGGGGGCCGUCAAUCAACGCCUUCUGGAUCCUUUGGAACGAAACCAGCCCAGGAAGGACCCGAAACCAAAACCAUCAUCGACAGCGAGCGGUGAGUCUAUUUCGACCAAUCUUAUCUGUCCAACCCCUACCCUGUCCGAGUCGAACACUGUCCCACGGAGAAGCUAUCUGGAUAGAGGGAAUAUUGGAGGAUUUGGAUAUAAUUAUAAAAGAAGGUGUGAUCAUUUAUGAGGACAACAGAGGCUGCAUUGGAAUGCAAGCGCUCAAAACAUAUAGAUAUUAAACAUCAUUUUAUAAGGGAUUACGUAGAAAAAGGGAGUCGAGUUGUGCGGAUCCUGACUGGAAGGUCAUGGCUAAGACCCUGGCGAGACGACCUGCUCCAAUUCCCACUAUGAAGAGACCCCAUUUCAGUUCCGACCGGCAUAAGCCCAUGUUAUUCCUGGAUCAGUUUAAGUGCCCCGGAGGAAAAGUUAGAUGUGGUUCGAGGAUGUUUGGAGACAAGUGCGUUAGAGUGGAUGGGGAUUCGCGAGCGAGCAUGGGCAACUUUUGCGGAUUUUAGGAGAGAUUUCUUGGAGCAGUAUUGAUCUGAGGAUCGCCAACAUGCACAGCGGGUGAAGUUUUUGGCACAGGAAUAUUCUCCAUGGGGAGGUCCAUGUUCGAGUAUUUUUUAAACAGUUCACCAAGCUACGAGCAGUGAUACCGUCAAGUCCCGAGAAGACGCUGGUAGAGGAUGUGAUGCGCCAGUUCUCGAGCUCUAUAAGAUCUCUGUGGCCCUUGGCUUCGACCAACGAUUUGGGUGGUGCCCUGAGGUUUCUCGGCCAGCAGGAGGAGGCAGGAAGGAAAUGUCCACGUUGUUUCAGAGUCGCAGCGAUAACAGAGGCCACGUGUGGAUCCGUCCGAGGGACGCCGGACCCAACAGGAAGUGGUAUCUCCGUAUUUGAUGUUUCCUAUUCCGCCACCACUUUACAUAAAUGUAAAGGAAAGCUUGCAGCGAGUAAGUAGCAGUGCAUCCAUAGGUGACAGAAAGGGUACGUUCCACUUAAAGACUGCGACGAUUGCAACGUCCCAAAUUUCGUUCCACUUGACGCCACAAAUGUUGUGGUCGAUGUCGAAAACGUCAUAGUUGACGUCAUUAAUAGUCGACCGCAAAGCCCGCUUCGCGCGUAAAACAGAGUUUCCUUUCACCAAAAUGACUACCCUAAGUUUAUAUCAUGACGGCCAGUUGGUAGAAUUAAUUGUAUCUGCGGAGGAUGCGGAGCGUGCACAAAAUGAUAUGCAGUUUGCUGCAAAGCUGUUAAACGCAGGAUUAUCGGAAACCGCUGCGGAAGAAGAAUCGAUUGUAUCCCCUGAAGAAGAAUCCAUUGUAUCCCCUGAAGACGUAGAUCGGGGUGACGGAGGUUCAUUAUAUAGAUGGACAACGCCAUCAAUUUUACUGUUAUUGGAGACAUAUCGGUCAUAUGAAUCCCAAUUUACCGAUGGCAGGCAACCGCAAAAAAAAGUAUGGGACAAGGUUGCAGAGAUUUUAAAUAAUAAUGUAACUGGAAUGCAGUGUGCCGCAAAACUGAGAAGUUUAAAAAAAACGUAUAAAUCCAUAAAAGAUCACAAUGCGAAAUCUGGCAACGACAAGAGAACUUGGAAAUUUUUUGACCUUAUGGAUGAAAUAUUUUCGAAGCGUGCAUGGUGCAAUCCGGUUGCGGUUGCGUCCUCCUCAGAUACAGAUGUCAAACCACAGGAUAAUACCAGUGCCCCAUCAACAUCGAAACCAAGUACCAAUGUGCUUAUGGCCAAAAGAUUAAGACAAAAGGACGAGCAUGAGGAAGCAAGAGCAAAGCGACAUAAGGAGAGGUUAGAAAUGGAUCACAAGUUUUUAGCAGUUUUGGAAAAGCUAGCAAAUAAAUAAUAAAUUCUAUUUUAUAUUAUUGAUGAAGUCACAGUUUUGUUUAUUAUUUAUAUAUUUAUAUUAUAAUAUUUACUAGGUAU
Photinus pyralis (common eastern firefly) is the source of this 2406-nucleotide messenger RNA. RefSeq lists its product as uncharacterized. NCBI's taxonomy places the organism in Eukaryota, Metazoa, Arthropoda, Insecta, Coleoptera, Lampyridae. The record is from RefSeq and is a predicted model, not a curated record. The coding region runs from base 1616 to 2326 and encodes 236 amino acids. The transcript is spliced from 6 exons.